Molecule: messenger RNA, 2958 nt
Organism: Adineta ricciae
Lineage: Eukaryota; Metazoa; Rotifera; Eurotatoria; Adinetida; Adinetidae
Source: the annotation of a GenBank genome assembly
AUGACGGCUGAUAACGAAGAUGUCACGCGCAUAAAUUUUGAUGCCGAUUGGAAAUGUUACUGUCAACGUAAUAUGAACGACGAAAUCAUGGUAACGACCGCAGAAAAUACAGGUACACACCACGAUUGGUCUCUUAUCAAUUUACCACACGUUGUUGACACGAAAAAUUUAUGUAAAUGGUGGUAUUGCAAACAGUUCGAGCGUACGUCUGUUGACAAACAAUUGCAUCUAGUAUUCGAAUCGAAUAAUCAUCACAAUGACAGUUUUGAUAUUAAUACUGUCAUACAACUCAAUAACAUCGAAAUAUUUUCUGGUUCGCUUAUGUCAUCAAUGAAUCCUAUCGAACUACCUUCAAAACUUUUACACAAUGAAAAUAGUCUGACGAUUUGCUGUUUUAAUUCUACACUUUCUCUACACGUUGAUCUUAUUCAACAUAACAAAUUCAUCUGUGCCGUAGGAGAAGUAAACGUCACUACUGGUCAGCAAAAAGAUAACGAAGUUCUGGAUUAUACAGUUGGUGUCGACGACACUGGUGGACGUCUCGAUCUGACAUUUAAAUCGAAAAAGAAAUAUAAAGUACCUAUGCGACCACUUCCAUCAACACUUGAAUGCCCUCGAAGAGACACUCCAACUGAUGAAGAUCUUCUUAUACCUCGCUUGGCUAUUGUCAUUCUCAUCGUUGGUACACGAGGCGACGUGCAACCAUUUAUCGCUCUUGGUCAAGCGCUGCGAGCAAAAGGUCAUCGUGUCCGAUUAGCAACACACGAAACAUUUCGAUCAUUUGUUCGUGGUAAUAAUCUGGAAUUCUAUCCAUUAGGCGGUGAUCCAGUUGACUUGAUUUCAUUCAUGGUUAAAAAUUCUGGUAUCAUUCCUUCAAUGGAUAGCAUCAUGGCGGGAGAUGUCAGUAAGAAACGUCGAUCGUUAUCUGAAAUUCUUGCUUCGACGUGGCAAGCCUGUAUAGCAAAUGAUGAUGAAACGAAUAUGCCAUUCACUGCGGAAGCAAUCAUUGCGAAUCCACCGUCAUUUGGUCAUAUUCAUUGUGCAGAAAAGCUACAGAUACCUUUACAUAUCAUGUUCACAAUGCCUUGGACGUCGACAGCAGCUUUUCCACAUCCGCUAUCCAAUAUUGACAACUCUACCGGAUCGAGCAAAAUCAUCAAUCGAUAUUCCUAUGAUGUUAUUGACACACUAACAUGGACAGGUAUGCGUGAUAUUAUCAACAACUUUCGAAAGAAAAUAUUGGGUCUUUCGAUAUUAAAUACUAGUCAAGCGGUAUAUGCUCUAGAUGACGAGCGGGUACCUCAUACUUAUUGCUGGUCACCAUCACUUGUGGAGAAACCCAACGAUUGGGGAGAACAUAUUGAUGUGUCCGGCUUUUUCUUCUUGGAUCUUGGAACAGCCUACACAAAUCCACCACAAGAUCUACUUGAUUUCCUUCAUUCCGACGAACAAAAACCAAUCUAUAUUGGCUUUGGUUCUAUUGCCGGGCAUGAUUCUCGUCGUAUUCUUAAAGUUGUCGUCGAUGCACUGCUUCAAACUGGAUAUCGCGCUGUUCUAUCUGGUCUUGCUACGGAAAUGGAUCAAUUACCACCUAACAUAUUCAAAAUCGGAAAUGUACCACAUGAUUGGCUCUUUCAACAUGUAUCAGCUGUUUGUCAUCAUGGUGGUGCGGGCACCACUGCCGCUGGUCUACGUGCCGGAAAGCCUACCAUUGUGGUUCCAUUCUUUGGCGAUCAGUUUUUUUGGGGCACAGUUAUUGCAAAAAGUGGUGCUGGCCCUCAACCAGUUCCAGGCAAAUCAAUUACGACAGAACAAUUGAUCCAAGCAUUCCACUUUGUUCAUCAAUCAACAACAUGCGUUGCAGCUGAACACCUUCGCGAUGCGAUUCUGAAAGAAGAUGGAUGCGCAGCAGCGGUGCGCGCAUUUCAUGCAAAUUUACCUUUAACACGCAUGCACAGCGAUCUAGAACCUACAUUUUCUGCUUGUUAUCGUUCCGAUAAAUAUCAUUUGCAAAUAUCUCGACCAGUUGCACAAGUAUUAGUAUCAGCAAAUGUUCUACAAGAAGAUCAACUUCGGCCACAUGCCACACGAAAAUGGCAUUUCAAGCACGAUAAUCAUCAGCAUAUAAUCAUGCAUGGCUUCUUUGAGCAUUCGCAAAAGGCUAUCUCGAAAAUGUUUAUCAAUACUGCAUCGGAAUUAAAGCGAACGGCGAGCAAUGACAAUCUGACUAGGAACAGAGCGCUUGAGGGCGCCGGAAGUGUGGCUAAAGGCGUGGCUUUAGGUAUAGGCCAUCUGACUCUUGGAUAUUUGUCAUUGUAUGGUGAAAUAACUGAUGCACUGCAUCAUGUCCCUUAUUUAUACGAUCCGUACAGCACUAAGAAAGCACGUUCGAGACCGGUUGUAACUAAUUUUAAAUCGGGCGCCAGAGCAGCUGGCAUAACCUUAUGGAAGGGGUGGAAGGAAGGUUUUACUGGUGUCAUAACUCAACCUCGUGCUGGUUAUAAACGUCAUGGCAUACCUGGCGCUGCAGCAGGAUCCUUAAUAGCUGUUGUGAAUAUGGGAAUGAAACCUAGCAUAAGCACGGUUUCAUCGCUGACCUGGCUCAGUCGAGGUGUCUAUGCAAGUGUGCAAAAUGUUGUAGAGAAUUAUAAAAAGGAAGGAAGACGAAUUUCAUCGAAACUCUUUGAUGGUACGUCAUCUUCGAGUGAUAUACAGAACGACAGCGACCAGGAAGUUUCUUCAGUUGCUAGAGUUGCUGCAAACGCUUCAGGUCUUCAUCCGAAAGUCUGUCAAAUAAUCCUUGUUGAGUUUGAAAAGAUUAAAGCUGAAUAUAAUCAACAUCGACACUCUUCGUCGGCAACAAAAUCUCCACCACUCUCGUUUUUCAAUAACAAUAAAAUAAAGCGAUCGUUAUCGUCUGAUGUGCUCAGCAUUACGUCGAGACAGGUGACAAACUGA